Messenger RNA from Ceratitis capitata (Mediterranean fruit fly), 1898 nucleotides. RefSeq names its product glucose-6-phosphate 1-epimerase. The transcript has 10 exons. Gene Ontology annotation, biological process: carbohydrate metabolic process. Lineage: Eukaryota; Metazoa; Arthropoda; Insecta; Diptera; Tephritidae. Gene Ontology annotation, molecular function: carbohydrate binding; isomerase activity. The record is from RefSeq and is a predicted model, not a curated record. Bases 267 to 1247 code for a protein of 326 amino acids.
CACUUUUUUAUUAUGAAGAAAAGACCGAAGAGGAGAAAAAUUUUACAAAAAAAUUUAAAAGUGACUUAGAAACGCAGAAAAUCAAAUCGAUUAAUACGUGUCGGAUAUCAAUUCGUUUUUCAAGAAUAUACAGAAAUUUGUAUAUAAAAGUGCAAUUAAAAAAAUUAAUACAAAAUUGGGACUGAGGAUAAUAAAUAAAAAUUAAAUAAAAAACGCUCAACGUUAAAUAUACUAAAAUAGUGUUUUUAAAUUAAAAUAUACAGAGGAUGGCGAAUUCAGCUCCAGCUUCUUCAGCGGCAACUCAAGCAACAAGUGUUGUGGUGCUGGAUCGUGGCAACAAUACCACCUGUACCAUAAAUCUUCAUGGUGCUACUGUUGUUUCCUGGCGGGUUAAUAAUCAGGAGCAGCUCUUUGUGAGUAAACUUGCUUCAUUCGAUGGGAAAAAGGCGAUUCGUGGUGGCAUACCAUUCGUAUUUCCUCAAUUCGGACCAUGGUCAUUUGGUCCACAGCACGGAUUUGCACGAGUUACACGUUGGAGCUUGGAAAAGCCGCCAGAACGUAUGCACAAUGGUGAUGUUGAAGCAAUUUUCUCCUUAAUGGACAACGAAUUUACACGUUCUAUGUGGAAUUACCAAUUUCGAAUCACCUAUCGUCUCAUUUUAAGAGAGAAGGAAUUGCAUUUUCACAUUGGUGUAUAUAAUCCGAGCAAAGAUUUAUCCUUUACAUUUAAUAUGCUUUUGCAUACAUAUUUGAAAGUUCCUGAUGUACGCCGUUGUCAAAUAACCGGUCUACGUGGUUGUACAUUUAUUGAUAAGACUCGUGAAGGCGCGAUCUACCAAGAGGGGCGGGAAAUAGUGACUAUUGGGGAAUGGACCGAUCGAAUUUACCAGCACACUCCACAAGAACAUGUCAUUACAAACGUUGUGUCUGGGCGGAAAAUGCGACUUCAUAAAUACAAUUUUCCAGAUACAGUGAUCUGGAAUCCCUGGAUUGAUCAAGCACGAGAAAUGAGCGACUUCGGCGAUGACGAGUUUCCUAAUAUGCUAUGCGUUGAGUCAGGCCAUGUAUCGUCGCCAGUGAUUUUAUUACCCGGUACAUCCUUCGAGGCCAGUCAAAUACUGCAGAUAUUUGAAUGCCCGAAAGAAACUGAAGGUGAUAUUGAAUUGGCAAACAAAAACAAAAGUAUCAAGAAUAAGCAAGUCAGAGAUGGCGCCAUUUGGAAGUGUUUCGAUUUAGAAAUCCAAUGAUAAAAUCAUAAUCGAAGGGAAUGUCAAUAGAAAAACUAAGCGAAAUCGCUAACGUUUAAAGAAUCGGAACCUGCAGAGGUAAACCGAUUAAUACAAAGUCAUCGCAAAAACGCAGGAAGCAGAAAAAAUUAACAUACAUAUAUAAUAUUGUAACUAAACAUUCCAUAGAAUCUAAAUCAAUGCAUAAAUACAUGUACACGUAUAGCGGAUUGUCCGCGAAAUUAAAAUUGAACUUGCCAAUUUUAUCCUAAAUAACUAUUAUACAAUACUAAAAUAUGUACUAAAAUAUAAAUUUAUUGAAAUCAGUGCAUUCUUCAAAUAUAAUAGCAAUUCUAAUUUAACUCUAAAAAUUAUAAAACAAAAACAACGUUAGCUUGUAAUUAAAGGUGCUAUGCGUCAAUGCGUUCAAGUUAUGUAAAUACAUACAUAUGUAAAUAUGUAUGUAUCUGAUUUAUAGGAAGUUUAUACAUUGUGUUUAAUAAAACCAGAUUUAUUUAAAAUUUCUUAUUUUUGGUAUAAGUUUUCUUGUUUUGCAAAAUUGUAGCUAAUUCUCUAUAAGACUGUGAUUUCUAUGCAAAAAAUUAUACGAAGCAUCUUGUUGCUAAUACUAAUUUUCUUCCAGUAGUUACAAUACAUAUGAAAAUAAACAAU